This is a messenger RNA of Triticum aestivum (bread wheat), 2070 nucleotides long. RefSeq lists its product as uncharacterized. The record is from RefSeq and is a predicted model, not a curated record. Lineage: Eukaryota; Viridiplantae; Streptophyta; Magnoliopsida; Poales; Poaceae. Bases 858 to 1580 code for a protein of 240 amino acids. The transcript has 2 exons.
CUCAGGCCCCAGCCUCCAGCGGUCGCCGGCGCCGCCCGCACCGCGCCGGCCCCUCGCGCCUCACCUCCUCCACCUCCGAACCCCCCUGCCUGCCUCCCCUCGCCGGCAGGUUGCCCGUCGCAGCUCGGUCCCGCGCCCGCGCCACCAGAGACAGCACGGCGAGCACCAGAGCAGCCUACAAGGAGUUGGAACUCCGAAAUUUUCUGCUUUGCCAUUGCCACCGAAAGCCAUGCCGAUGUUGCAUCGAGUGCGGCCUCGCACGUAUGGCGGCGAGGACCGCCUUAGCGUGCUCCAUGAUGAUCUGAUCCUCCUCAUAGUAAGCAGGCUGGACACCCGAACAGUGCUUUUCAUGGCUGUCCUGGCCAGGCGAUGGGUUCGCAUCCCCCGCGAGCUGUCGGUGCUCGACUUCAGGGUGAGCGACAUACUCCCGCCGGAGUACGAACGGACCGUCGCCCUUCACCAGCGCAACUUGCCGCGUGACACCACUUUGGCCGGGACACUUGACGGUCUCAAGGCGCGAUACGAGAUUGACACAAUCAGGUCAUUCAUUCACCAACGGAAUCACGAGCUUGGAAGCAGACAAUGGCCAUGACCGGCGCGUGAAGACCCUCCGUCUUGAGUUUUUUCAUACAUACACUAGCAUCUGUGUGGACCGCCUGAUCAAUGUUGCGGUCGGCGCAUGGGGGGUGGAAGAUCUGGAGGUUGUCGUCAGGCAAUCGUCUGGUUAUGAUCCGACGCGGACAUACAGCUUCCCUCACAACUUCCUCAACUUCCGGUCUUGCCUUCGCACCCUGACGCUGGGCAAGUACUGUGCAUUGCCACCGCUGCAUAGCUACAACACGCUCACCAAGCUCAUCAUGCGUGACAUGUCUGCUUCCACGCCCGUUGCCAUGUAUGAGAUGGUGUUCAACGACUGCACCGGGCUGCAAGUGCUUCACCUCAUGUUCUGCUGCUGUGCACAUACCACUCUAGUGGUGGAUGCGCCGUGUUCACGUAUCAGGGAGCUCGUCCUCGAAGAGUGCUCGUUUUUUGUGAUCGAGCUGCGCGACCUCCCAAUGCUUGUCCGUCUGGCGUGCUGCCUAACCGACACUUCAAAGAUUCUAUUUGGCUCAGUUCCGAGCCUCAUGGACACUAACCUCUCAUUCUCUCUAGAGGAUGAUAGUAAAGUGGCGGCACGGUGGAUAGAUGAGUUCGACUCAUUCCUCGGUAUGUCCCCCACCAUGACGAACCUUGUCAUCCGAUUUAUUGGGCGGAGAACAUGGAUUCGGCCCAGUCAUCUAGAGAGGAAGUUGCCGCACCUGAAAAAGCUCCUUGUCGCUGACAUGCCUUCAAAUUGGGAUAUCUCAUGGACACGUGGCCUCCUCAUGGCCUCGACAUUUCUCGAAGUCCUGCACAUCCACGUGCCCCACUCAGAAACGGAGCCAGAUUGCCUGCGUGGGAUGAAUUGGUCGAAAUCACGCAAUGAGCUUCGGCACCAUCACCUCAAGGAGCUGGUCGUGAUUGGAUUCACGCAGUGUAACAUAUGGCUUCUGAAGUAUGUUGUGAGGGUGUGCACAUCGUUGCAACGCAUUGUUUUCUGAAGGAUGGCCAUGUUCUGUACAUCGGACUCUGGGAUUGGCGAAUGGUCGGGCAUCAAACAUGUCCAUGGAGCGAUGAUGAGAAAAUGGUGGUGAGAAGAAUGAUGAAAAAAUUUGGGCUCAGGCCUCUUCCUGAACUGAUCUUGGGAUGAUCUCUUUAUUUGCUCUGAUGUACACAUUGUUAUUGAACCUAGAGGGAUCUUGUGAUCGAUGGGAAAAUAUGUUUGUCCUCAGUUUAGUUUCACUCGAUCGAUGUCCAUUUUCCAGUUCUCAAACUAAAUAGUAGUAUAGUUUGUGGGAGUAGCACCAAGAGUAUGCCAACAUCCUUGGACGCCUGCAAUCUCAAGCUUAAAUGGUACGUGCAGGGCCAAGUAACUCCACAGCCACGUACUACAAACAUGCCUCAUCACAGGCACUCAGGGACUGCAGGCACCAGUUCAUAUCAUCCUGGUGCUGUGUAUGCUUAAUCUGAUGGCAACAUUCAUGAUCAUCA